GUGACAUGACACCGCCCGGCUCUCCUCUCAAAGUGUGCGCACUCGCAGAGACAUCACGGCGGUAACAAAUGUGUUGUGGCUGAAAACCACACGGCUUCACAGGCCUGGUCCCCCAGGGGGGAAAGCAGAGGAGGGGCCAAAGUGGAGCGGAGGCGGGGCGCACGGUGCUACGGCUGAGUGGAAAGAAAGUGGAAAGUGAGAAAAUACCUGAAUGGACAAUCUGGAAUAAGUAAGUAGUAUUUUUCUGUGGAAAAUGUCUCGAAAUGCUGCCGCCGGUGAUAUGGAUGCGUGUGCGCUGCCGUAACGCAGAGAGAGACGGGAGGAUCGGUGCGCCGGAGAUCUCCGGUUUCCCCAAACAAUAGUCGACAGGACGCGAUGGUCGCCUUUUUUUUCUGAAACCGCAGGGAAGUUUAGGACCCUCAUCGACCCUAUUGUUGUUCUCACCGAGGCCACGUAGCUCUGUGGGGCGAUUUUAAAACGCGUGAGGACGAGUAUCGCGACUCCCGAGUGUUUCUAGAGGAUAUAAAAGCUCCAGAGAGAGAGAGAGAAAGAUGCGCAUGGAAGGAGUAACCGCGUCCACUUUGAUUGUAGGCCGAAGGUUUUGAAUUUUCUCCCUGGUGAAGGACUGGUGGCAAUUUGAGUGCGUCCAUUCAUUUACUGUGAGGGCGUCCCGUUUGGAAAAGGAAACGGGGAAGAAAGGGAACGCGCAUUUGGGAUAAUUUGGACGCGACCAGUGGGGCCUGGGAGUCUCCCAUUGUCCUGCUCUACUCCAACAGCCUCCUUUUUUCAAUUUGUAGGUGGCACAACUCUUUAUAGUCGCCCUAAAUGCGUCCGGGUCCUCAUAGUAAGUUAGCCCUUUGCUCGCCUUUUGUGCAUGCGGGAUAUUGUUGAAUUAUAGAUGCAGCUUGACUCCUGAUCCGUGUUGCCUCAUCCACUGGUGCAAAGCUGAAAUGUGGCUUUUACGUUGUUGCGCCAUUCAAAUUCAAACUGAAACCGUGUAAUGCAGCAGCAGCAGCAACAGGCCCUGAUUUCCUCGUCUGUACGAUCACAGCCAACCCCAGCUCUCCUCUGCUGCGACUCUCCCACCCACCGUCCUCUCCCGCCCCUCUUCUCCUCCUCUCUGUAGCCUCCCCCGCUCUCCCGCCUCCCUUCUCCUGCUCCCUACUCAUCGGCCUCCAAGAUAGAUUCCCUCAGGAGUAAGGUUGACCUGCUCAAGCUGCCCCUCGCUCUCUCCACCAAGUCCAUCUCCGAGCGCAAGAGCCAGCUGGGAGGAGUCGGCGAGCAGCGCGGCACGGGGGGAGGAGGAGGAGGCGGGGCUCGUAAAGCCCGCUCACCGCCGACCCGAGACAUGGACAACGAGUCGCAGUACUCGGGCUACUCAUACAAGUCGUCCCACUCCAGGAGCUCCCGCAAGCACAGGGAUCGGAGGGAUCGUCACCGCUCUAAGAGCCGAGACAGCAGCAGUCGUGGAGACAAAUCGGUCACCAUCCAGACCCCCGGAGAGCCACUGCUGGAUGCGGAGUCGACCCGCGGAGACGACAGGGAUGAUAACUGGGGUGAGACCACUACGGUGGUCACCGGCACCUCAGAACACAGCAUCUCUAACGAGGACCUGACCCGCCUCACCAAAGACUUGGAGGAGUCGACUCCGCUGGAGUGCAAGCGCUUCAUCGGCCCGGCUUUGGGAGGCUGCCUGAGCUUCUUCGCCCUGGUCACACCUUUAGCCUUCCUGAUCCUCCCGCAGGUCCUGUGGCGUGACGCCCUCGAGCCCUGUGGCACGCCCUGCGAAGGCCUCUACGUCUCCUUGGCCUUCAAGCUCCUGGUCCUACUCAUCUCCUCCUGGGCGCUGUUCCUCCGACCUCCUCGUGCCACACUCCCGCGCUUCUUUGUCUUCCGCUGCCUGCUGAUGGUGCUGGUGUUCCUGUUCGUGGCGUCCUACUGGUUGUUCUACGGCGUGCGGGUGCUGGAGCCCCGGGAGAGGGACUACAGGGGGAUCGUGGAGUACGCUGCCUCGCUGGUGGACGCUCUGCUCUUCAUACAGUACCUGGCUCUGGUGCUGCUGGAGGUCCGACACUUGCAGCCGGCCUUUUGCCUCAAGGUGGUGCGGAGCACAGAUGGAGCCAGCAAGUUCUACAACGUGGGCCACCUCAGUAUCCAGCGGGCAGCUGUCUGGUUGUUGGACCGUUAUUACAGCGACUUCCCUGUCUACAACCCUGCUGUGCUCAACCUGCCCAAGUCCAUCCUGUCCAAGAAGAUGACCGGCUUCAAGGUGUACUCCCUGGAUGAAAACACCACCAACAACUCCACAGGCCAGUCCCGGGCCAUGAUCGCAGCUGCUGCCCGGAGGAGAGACAACUCCCACAACGAGUUCUACUACGAGGAGGCCGAGAUGGACCGCCGGAUCCGCAAACGCAAGGCCAGGUUGGUUGUGGCCGUGGAAGAGGCCUUCACACACAUCAAGCGUCUCCAUGAAGACGAGGUCGCCUCGUCCCCCAAACACCCGAGGGAGGUGAUGGAUCCUCGGGAGGCGGCUCAAGCCAUCUUUGCCCCGAUGGCCCGAGCCAUGCAGAAAUACCUGAGAACCACACGGCAGCAGGCCUUCCACAGCAUGGAGAGCAUCCUCACACACCUGCAGUUCUGCAUCACACACAACAUGACGCCAAAGGCUUUCCUGGAGCGUUACCUCUCCCCGGGCCCCACCAUGCAGUACCAGCAGCAGAAUGGCAGGGGGCGCCAGUGGACUCUAGUGAGCGAGGAGCCCGUGACCUCGGCCCUGCGUCAGGGCCUGGUCUUCUCCUUGCGUCGCAUGGACUUCUCCCUUGUGGUCACUGUGACGCCGCUGCCCUUCUUGCGGCUCGGGGAGGAGUUCAUCGACCCGAAGAGCCACAAGUUUGUCAUGAGGCUGCAGUCGGAGACCUCGGUGUGAAGGCGGCCUUGUUGUUUUCCCACGCUGUCCUCUCUUUGUGCUCACUCCCACUGGAUCAUGCCAGUGGACAGGACAUGUGGAGGCCGUGUGGUCCACUCCCAUCCAAUCAUUUCCCCUGUGUGUGACAAAGAAAGCAUUCAAGAGGAGUGGAGGGUGUUAAUCCUCUUUCCUGUUUCAUGAUCAUCACAGAUAUCAAGCUGUGAUCAGCUCCACGAUUGUCCAAACCUGGAAUCAAACAGAUGCCUUGACUUUGUUAAGUCUUUACAACACGCUGUAUAAACAAACAACUUCUUUUCUAAAGGGGACUUUUUCUCUUUUUGCCUCUUCUUCUGCCGUAACCACUGGACUAUUUUACUGUGCUGAUUGAACACAUGAGCACCAGAGGAGGGGGACUGCAUCACAUCUGUCACUUCCUCUUUCUGAGGACUUAAAAACAGACCCAGUGGAGCUCUGACUGUCUGUCUGACUGCAGCACAAGUGUAUCACUGUUGUCUGGUUCCCUGUUUCCCAUCAGCGUGUUGUUUCGUCUGAGAUGACAAGGACUGUUUUUAUACUAAAGGGUGUGACUUUUUUUUAACGUACAGAAUGUAGCAACAUGUGCAUUGAAUUAACAUGUGGCUUUUCUGCAGCCUGAAGGCCAAAAUGUCUUUUUAUGUGACUGUAAAGAAAAAUGGAAGUACAUUCCUGAGUUGUUGUUACUUCAGACUCUGUAUACUCAUGAUUGUCUAAAUAUGCAGCUUUUAUUUUUUAUUCUACACUGGCAUUUUUUUUUAUUACUUUUACAGUUUUAGGAAGAAGACUAAGCAAAGACCCUAUUUACACCAGUUAUUUAUCCACAAUCUGUAUGUGCAUGUUUUAUCUGGGAAAGAAUGUUAAAGCUUAAGCCUUAUUGUCAACAAAUCUCAUGAAAAGACCAACAGUGUGUUAGUCUGCCUCAGGAUGCUUUCACUCCAACUGAAACACCUACAACAGCUCAGCGUUCUACUUUUAACAGGAGUAAAAAGAAGAUUUUCUGGGCAGUAAGCCGCUGACUAAUUCAUGCUACUGAAUAUUUAUAGCAGCAGGGAGUGUAUGUGCAAGUAAUUUAAAAUUAACUCCAGUGUGUGUGUUUAUAGUGUUACCAAGUGCAAAGGUGUCAGAAUCAAAGAGUCAUAUCAGGCACAGUAGUUAGUAGUUUGUUUUUGUCUCUUUGUGGGAUUUAUUGAAAAUAAGACAAAUUUAGAAUAUUGCCAGAUUUAUCCUUCAGUGCGACCUGUAAGAGCACGCAGAUCGAAUUGCAGCCCUACCAGUCCUCAACCCAAAGUCCGCCUGUUGCGGGAGCUUUCAACCACAUCUCAUUGCCCUCCUCAGUGGAUUUAGUUGCUCAGUUUGCAUCGCGAUUGUUUAGUUGUUGUUAUUGAUCUGAUUUUGGAGGCGGACAAAGAAGCCAUUCAGUCUCUGCCUUGUAGACGACCACACAUUGUUCUUGUGAAGACAUUUAUCCCUAAGACAAUUGCAGAGACAUGUUUGUUUUUUUUUUUUACAGCAUAUCAGAUUUGUCAAGGAUUAAGUUAUGGUGUAUUUCUAUUGUUGUGUCUACUGUUAAAGCGCUCCAACAACCUUUAUCAAAAAUGAAGGCAGAUAUUCAUUGUGAGAACUUUUCAGAAAAUAGAUGAGGUAAUCACACAUCCAGAAAGAAAAUCAUAUCAAGAAGACAUCAGCAAGUCUUUUGUCAUGCUGUGAGAUGUUGAAGCUUUGAAAACAGCAAGCGACUUGGCCCUUGGGGUGAGGAUUUUUACUUUCUUGACCUUUAAUGCGUUUGUUGACACGUACCUGAGUUCCACCUACACAGGUUGCAAACUCACGAAUCACAAUGCAGAACUGACACACAUGGUGUAAUUGCAAAGGCCCCUGCUGGGGUGUCAUCAUCCUUAUUGUGUGUAAAUGCCAGGUGUAAAUGGGGUCAUGGUCUGGGCCUUUUAACAACGUGCAUACUCAGUCCUGAGCUGACGGCUGUAGUUAAACUAUGAGCUGACCUCUGUGGUUUUUGGUGUUUGUAUGCAUCUCAACAAGAGUCCCAAACCGGACGUGUGAUUGUAACUCCUCUCUGCAGCAGUAGCGUAUCACCUCCUCGCCUUGUGCCGCCAGCCGAAACAAGCACAGUGAACACGCUGCCUCCAUCCGACAGCCUUAACUCCCCAGAUGUGGAGGACCAGCGCCGGGGCACAUCUGUGCUCCUCCUCCUUCAGGUCCCAAGACUUACUGUAACGCUGAAACUCGUCUCAUGUCGAGACUUGAGCCGCUCUGUUGUAUCUUCCUACUGUAUGUUGAGCCACCAGACGACUGACUGUUUGCUUUCCUUUUCUGUGAAAACGUGGUUUAAAAAACCCUUUUACAUUUCUAAAAAAAAAAAAGAAAGUAUCCAAACACAACGUCUGAUGUGUAUGACAUUUCAUGCAAGUGAUCAAAAUACAGAAGUUUUUUUUUUUUUUUUUUUUUUUUUAAAUUAAAAAAAAAAUGCAUGGCAGAUUUACUUCAGGCUCAAAAACUUUUUAUAAUAACUUGUUUUCUAUCAUUUUGAAGGUGCCUAAGUUAUGACGAUGCAAUUUUCCGAAUGUUUUUACUUUUGCAAAACAAGUGGCUUGUAAAAAAAUUGUAGAUUUGUCUUGUAUUUUCUUCUUUUUGGUAACUGUAGCUUGUAUAGUGUGUUAGGCAUUUUUCCAUCAUUAAACCAUUUAUUCCUUA
This is a messenger RNA of Scatophagus argus, 5650 nucleotides long. RefSeq names its product vang-like protein 2. The transcript has 8 exons. Gene Ontology annotation, cellular component: plasma membrane. Bases 1349 to 2926 code for a protein of 525 amino acids. Gene Ontology annotation, biological process: Wnt signaling pathway, planar cell polarity pathway; establishment of planar polarity; multicellular organism development. The record is from RefSeq and is a predicted model, not a curated record. NCBI's taxonomy places the organism in Eukaryota, Metazoa, Chordata, Actinopteri, Scatophagidae.